Molecule: messenger RNA, 810 nt
Organism: Hevea brasiliensis (rubber tree)
Lineage: Eukaryota; Viridiplantae; Streptophyta; Magnoliopsida; Malpighiales; Euphorbiaceae
Product: indole-3-acetic acid-induced protein ARG7
Exons: 1
Coding region: 80-499 (139 amino acids)
Biological process (GO): response to auxin
Source: RefSeq, a predicted model, not a curated record
GUGCGCAUACUCCCACAGGCCCACUCUCAUUCAAAUUGUUCUUGCUUUUUUCUCUCGCUUUCCUUCACUUUGCAGGAAAAUGUACAAGUCUAACAAAAUCCGUCACAUUGUUAGAAUCCAACAAAUGCUUAAGCGAUGGCGCAGGAAGGCAAGGCUCACGGCUUCACAUGCACCGUCCGAUGUCCCGUCAGGACACGUGGCUGUAUGCGUAGGAGACCGUUGCAAGAGGUUCAUCGUGCGUGCGACUUACCUGAACCACCCCAUCUUCAAGAUGCUCCUCGUACAAGCCGAGGAAGAGUACGGUUUCAAGAACAUCGGACCGCUAACGAUCCCUUGUGACGAGUCUGUGUUUGAGGAGAUUCUCCGAGUCCUGUCCCGAUCCGACUCGUCCAUCUCGGCCCCCUUCUCUAAUCUUGAGGAGGUUCAGAGAUGCUGCCACGUUGGCAUGAGGAAUAAUCUUGAGCUAUUGGGUGAAUCAAGGCCGUUGCUUCAUGGUUAGGUAGCUUGGGACUAACUAUAUUAUAUAUUUUUUCCUUUUUUUUUUAAAUUUAGGGUAUCAUUAUUAUUAUUAUUAUAUUUUUUGGCUUAGAUUGGGCAAGCUGUAGUUUUAUUUUUUUUUUUUUUAAUUUUAUGGAGAUGGCGAGUUGGGUUGGGGCUUUUUUGGUGACCGAGUCAUCCCGAGUUGAAGAGAAAGCAAAGCAAGGGUGUGAGAAAGUAUUCUCUUGUAAAUUACGACUCUUUAACGGCUAAUUAUCAGAGAUUUGUACUAAUCUUAUUAUUCUGCUUAAUUUAAGCACAGCAUUGUUUUAA